AUGCCUCCUAGCGACGGUUUCGAAGUACCCCGCGAUGCGGCCGAACCCCCCAGCGGCGGGGUACAACCUGGGCAGUCGACAGAGCUUCCGCUGCGGUCAAGCUCGGCGCCGGUGCCAAAACAAACCCUGACGGGGAAGCAAGAACAUUACCUAAAACGCGAACUUAUAUCAGAACAAGUCAAGUGGGAAGUCUCCGAGCUUAACUCUCCCACUGCACUCCGGCGGUUCGGGGCCCCGUUUGGGUCGCCGCUCGGAGAGGUGUCGCCUCUUGAUUCCGAACUUCCCAUCCUUCGAUAUAUCUUCGUCCACCAUGUUCGCGAGUUCCCAUUUCUCGACAAGGCGAAAGAGAAGGAGUUUUGGCAGGAUAAGCUACAAGUGUUCCUGGAGUCGUUUGCGAGCAAGAGCAUCUCGUCGUCCGAGGACCGGCUAGAGGAAACAAAGCGAAAGAAGCUAGCGAGCAAGGCGAAGAAGCUGGUGGAGCUAAUGAUGGUGUCGGGAGUACCGACCUCGUCAGGAUUCGAAGAAAGGAUUAGGUUCUCUGAGCUCGAAGUCGUUGAUGCAAAUGCGAUCGAUACUGGUGUUCUCGCCACACUUCCCGAGGGAAAUUACUUGAACGGCUGGGACGUCAACGUCGCGGGUGUUCGGAUGGUUAGCGUCAAGAAGAAGCUGAGACAACACCAACAUGCUGAAUUUAUCCUUCGCGUACAAAGGAAAGGCCGACAGGAGCACCAUGUCGGACGACGGUACGGCGACUUUGCCCGCUUGCAUAAGAACCUGCGGACCGAGUUGCCGGGCAAGGUCCUCCCACCCCUUCCUCAGAAGAACAAAUCGCACUCCACGGCCCCGAGCAACGUCGGCAGCCAUAGCGGGAACAACUCGGAGACAUCAUCUAUAUCCUCCGUUUCGACAGCCUUUCCCAAUAGCCCAGUGCCGAAUGGCCCCAGCCACCACAGCGACGCUAUCAACAGGCUGCUGUCUCCAAAGGACAAUAAUUCGGGUCGAUUCUCCCCCCGUAACUCUGUCGACAGCCGACCAGCAAGCCCAGCUCUCCUAAGCCCCAAACCUCAAGAGGCGGUUGUGAUAUGGCGAGAGACGCAGAGAAUCUCACUGCGUGCCUUCCUACGCUCCUUACUCCAAAAUCCACAGAUUGCUAGCACCAAGGCCGUGGAAGAGUUCCUGCAAGCAGAUCCAAUAACGCUGAAUCUCGAGGAUGUUGAUGACAUUUCCCGUCGAAAAUACGUGGACAAGAAACGGGUGGAAGAACAGAAGCGGUUCUACGAGGUCGCGAGGAAGCGUGCAGCAGAGCUAGAUGUCUACAUGGAGCAGUUCCGCCAGGACAUCGUUGAGCGCAACGGCUUGACGAUGCUAUUCCAAGAAAUCCGCGAAAAGGAGACGAUCCAGGAUCUGAGUCUACAAUACCAAAAGUUCGCCGAGUGGUUGCGCAUUGAAGUGGCGGCCACCAUCUACCACCUCUUCCUCGCAGAGGACAACUCACCAGAACUCUUUGCUCAGGCAAAACGGAUCCAUUCGCUCAUCCCAUACACCCUCAUGAAGAACGCCAUCCGAAUUGCCAACCCCGCGGCCGUCAUGUCAAGCAUUCUCGACAUCUUCUUGGCCCAGCCAUUUGGUGCAAGAUCUUUGAUGCAGCGCAUCUUCUCAAUGACCCUGAACGACGGGAUCCGGACUUAUCAGCGGUCGAUCGAUGCGGUUGGUGAGAAGAUUGGCGAUUCCUUAUUCGUGAGCAAGCUAAAGACCUUCACAAACGCCGAUGAGCACAUUAAGGAGGCCAUCAGGGAGGAGGCCCUAGCAGAAGAUCUAGAUAUCAUCGUUGCGGUUCUCCGAUCAGAGCUCGUGGGUCCGGCAUUAGAACCGGAGCAGAUUGGGCGGCUGUACAACGCGUACGUGGCCUUCAACAAUGCCGUCGAAAAUGUCGACGAGGAACUCCGGCAGGGCGCCCAGCUCUUUUCGUACCUCAAGCAAUUGCAGAAGCUGUAUCUCCGACAGAGGGAUAAGGCCAUGAUGUUGAAACUCAUUGAGGAGCCUGUGACAUUACAAUUGUUCCGCGACCUGUUCACCAUUUUUUAUGAACCGCUUGUCAGGGUGUACAAGUCGGCCAAUGUGUACAACAGUGUCACGGAUUUUGCGCACUUUAUCGAUGAUCUCAUCCAGGUUGUCGACAAAUGCCGCGAACAGGACGCAUCUGCGGAUCCUAACCAGACCGUGCAGGCCUUCAUCGACUUGUGUCAGCGGCACGAGCACCACUUCUACAGCUUCGUGCAUGAGGUCCACCGACAUGACAACGGUCUCUUCACCCAGCUCAUGGGCUGGAUCGAGGGCAUUCUUGAAUUCCUGCGCCACGGUCCCAAGAAUGGCAGCCUCGACAUUAAUGCGCUGUUCGAAGGUGCCACCAGCACGGGUGCCAUUAACAAGGAGAAAUCCAUUGCUGAGAUCGACAAGCUCAUAGCAUGGCAGGAGGCGCGCAAGAAGUGGCACCACGACAAGACACGGCAAAAAAUGGCGGCAGAGGGGGGCCCCGGCGACACGGAGAACGUCCCUGGGGCUCUGGCAUUCCGGUCAACUGACUUCGGACUAGAUCAAGAAGAUCUGGCAGAGAUGGAGUACGACGAUGACUCGGACGAGGAAGCAGAAGCUGCAGAGGAGGAAGAGCUCGAUCCCAUUGUGGCCGAACGCAAACGCCGGAAUAGAGACAAGGCCCGGCUACGACGUAAUGCGGGCGAGCCGGAGAAGCCCGAGGUUGAAGAAGUACAUAAGCUAAAGGAUAACUUCUUGGUUAUGCUACGGAUGGUGCUGGCGGACGGGCCACUCCGCGCGAAGGAGGCAUCACCAUUCCUCAGCACCAAGUACCCGGUCAUCGACCACGAAUACGAUGCCCUCGUUGUCGGUGCCGGCGGUGCCGGUUUGCGUGCCGCCUUCGGCUUGGCUGAGGCCGGCUUCAACACUGCUUGCAUUUCCAAGCUUUUCCCCACGAGGAGUCACACGGUCGCCGCCCAAGGUGGUAUCAAUGCCGCGCUCGGUAACAUGCACGAGGACGACUGGAGAUGGCACAUGUACGAUACCGUGAAGGGCUCCGACUGGCUCGGUGACCAAGAUGCGAUCCACUACAUGACCCGCGAGGCUCCCGCCUCCAUUGUCGAGCUCGAAAACUACGGCUGCCCCUUCUCCCGAACCGAGGAUGGCAAAAUUUAUCAGCGUGCUUUCGGUGGUCAGUCCCAGAAGUUCGGCAAGGGAGGCCAGGCCUACCGCUGCUGCGCCGCUGCCGAUCGUACCGGCCACGCUCUCCUCCAUACGCUGUACGGCCAGUCGCUGAGGCAUAACACCAAUUACUUCAUCGAGUACUUCGCUAUCGACCUGAUCAUGCAAGACGGCGAGUGCCGCGGUGUCCUGGCUUACAACCAGGAGGACGGCACGUUGCAUCGUUUCCUUGCCAACAACACCGUCCUGGCUACCGGUGGCUAUGGCCGUGCGUACUUCAGCUGCACCUCGGCCCACACCUGCACUGGUGACGGUAUGGCCAUGGUUGCCCGCGCCGGUCUGCCCAACCAGGACCUUGAGUUCGUUCAGUUCCACCCUACGGGUAUUUACGGCGCCGGCUGCCUCAUCACUGAGGGUGCUCGUGGCGAGGGUGGCUACCUGCUGAACUCGGAGGGUGAGCGUUUUAUGGAGCGGUAUGCUCCGACUGCCAAGGAUCUUGCUAGCCGUGACGUCGUCUCGCGUUCCAUGACCAUGGAGAUCCGUGACGGCCGCGGUGUCGGCGCCGACAAGGACCACAUCUUCCUCCAACUCAGCCAUCUGCCCGCCGAGAUUCUCGCCGAGCGUCUGCCUGGUAUCUCUGAGACUGCGGGUAUUUUCGCUGGCGUGGAUGUUCGCAAGCAGCCCAUCCCCGUCUUGCCCACCGUCCACUACAACAUGGGUGGUAUUCCUACCAGGUACACUGGUGAGGUUAUCACUGUGGACGAGCAGGGUAACGACAAGGUGGUCCCUGGUCUCUUCGCCUGCGGUGAAGCCGCCUGUGUCUCUGUCCACGGUGCUAACCGGCUCGGCGCUAACUCCCUGCUCGACCUGGUCGUUUUCGGCCGUGCGGUCUCUCACACUAUCCGCGACAACUUCACACCCGGCACCAAGCUGAAGCCCCUUGCCGCUGACGCCGGUGCUGACUCGAUCGAGGUUCUCGACCAGGUCCGCACCUCCGACGGCCCCAAGAGCACCGCGGAGGUCCGUCUCGCCAUGCAGAAGACCAUGCAGCGCGAGGUCAGCGUUUUCCGUACCCAGGAGAGCUUGGACGAAGGUGUCAGGCAAAUCAACGAGGUCGACCAGACGUUCUCGCAAGUAGGCAUCAAGGACCGCAGCAUGAUCUGGAACUCGGACCUCGUCGAGACUCUCGAGCUCCGUAACCUGCUCACUUGCGCUACCCAGACCGCCGCCUCCGCCGCGAACCGCAAGGAGUCGCGUGGUGCCCACGCCCGGGAAGACUUCCCUGACCGUGACGAUAAAAACUGGAUGAAGCACACGCUCAGCUGGCAGAAGCAGCCCCAUGGCAAGGUCGAUCUCUCGUACCGCCGCGUCAUUGGCACCACCCUCGAUGAGAACGAGUGCAAGCCCGUGCCUCCAAUGAAGCGUGUCUACUAA
Molecule: messenger RNA, 4647 nt
Organism: Dichotomopilus funicola
Lineage: Eukaryota; Fungi; Ascomycota; Sordariomycetes; Sordariales; Chaetomiaceae
Product: succinate flavoprotein subunit
Exons: 12
Coding region: 1-4647 (1548 amino acids)
Biological process (GO): electron transport chain; tricarboxylic acid cycle
Molecular function (GO): phosphatidylinositol binding; flavin adenine dinucleotide binding; oxidoreductase activity, acting on the CH-CH group of donors
Source: RefSeq, a predicted model, not a curated record